AUGUCACUCUUCUCACCACCACCACCACCACCACCACCAUUGUUGGUCACACCAUAUGGGUCAAGAGGAGGCAGUGAUUCGUCCGUUUCAAUCGAUCCUUACGUACCAUUGAUCGUGACUUUGAUCAUCAUUGCAGCCCUCAUGGUUGCCUCUUUGGCUUUUGCAAAUUUAUGUGUUAAGCGUUGGGCAUUCUUCAACAGUUCAUAUGGUACACAGUCAUUCGUGAAGCAAGAAUGUGGCAUGUGCACUCGUGAGGGCACCAUUGAUGUUGCUUAUCCUGUGAAGAAGGGUAAUGUGGAGAAUGCAACUUUAGAGGAGUUGGUGGAGUCAGAUCCACCACAAAACGAAGAGGAUGACGAGGAUGGUUCUUCCGAAGAAGGUUUUUAA
Messenger RNA from Triticum turgidum subsp. durum (durum wheat), 387 nucleotides. Lineage: Eukaryota; Viridiplantae; Streptophyta; Magnoliopsida; Poales; Poaceae. The record is from the annotation of a GenBank genome assembly.